AUGUCUAUGGCAAAGAACGCGGAAGAUGAUCUGAGGGAUUCCAUGAGCGUCUUUCAUUCCAUGUUGAAAAUAACCGGUAUCUGGCCAAAUCCUACCAAAUUCUCCUUGUCCACGGCAAUCCUAAAAAUCGGUAUUAUUUUUACAUCUUACUUUGUGCAAUUGGUGACGCUGGUCCCGAGCGUUCUAUACGCAUUUGCGAAGGUGAACAAUGGCAGGAAACGAAUACAACUGCUCACGCCUCAGAUCAACAAUUUGUGCCAGCUGAUCAAGUAUACUAUACUGUUUCGUCGGAUGAAGGAAUUCAGACAAAUGAUGGAGGAGAUAAGAAACUGCUGGUUGAACGCAAACGAAGAAAAUCGACGAAUCUUUCGUACGAACGCGAAGAUCGGACGCAAAGCGGUAAUAGGAAUAGGAGUUACCAUGUUCAGUGGCGGUCUGUCUUAUCGAAUAUUCACUCCGAUUCUAAGAGAGAAACUCGUCCUACCAGACAACACAACCAUAAGAAUGUUAUCCUGUCCAGGUUAUUUUGUGUUCUUCGACGAACAGGUUACGCCGAACUACGAAAUAAUCUACGUUCUGCAAAUUUUCGGCGGAUUCUUCACCUAUUCGGCUCAGUGCGCCACUAUGGGAGUUUACUCGAUGCUUUGUUUGCACACGUGUAGCUUAAUGAGAACCCUGACGAACAAGAUGAAGGAGCUUUCCGAUCAACCUGACAUAAGCGAGAGUGCCGUGCAGGAAAAGAUCGCGGACAUCGUUGAGCAUCGAACAAUGAUCAAACGAUUUUCGACAAACAUCGAUCGAAUAAUCCCGAGCAUGUGUUUCUUCGAGAUGAUCGACGACACGCUAAUUGUUUGUUCACUCGGAUACUGCAUUAUCAUGGAUUGGGAAAAUAGCAAUGGCGUCAGUAUAGCAAUUUAUCUUAUGAUACAAACAAGCUGCACGUUGAGUAACUUCACGAUGUGUUAUAUCGGUCAACUUCUUAUCGACGAAUCCGAAACAGUUAGAAGAACGUGCGCAACAGUGAACUGGUAUCGAUUUCCCAUGAACAAAGCACGUUACCUCGUGCUGAUGAUUAUUAUAUCAAAUUAUCGGAUAAAAAUCACCGCUGCCAAAGUUGUGGAUGUAUCCUUGUCCACCUUCACCGAUAUUAUGAAGACAUCGAUGGGCUACUUGAAUGUAUUACGAACUGCUCUCUAAUCAAAACUUCAAAAGUAAAUUUCGAAUCUAUGAAC
This is a messenger RNA of Frieseomelitta varia, 1232 nucleotides long. RefSeq names its product odorant receptor 4-like. NCBI's taxonomy places the organism in Eukaryota, Metazoa, Arthropoda, Insecta, Hymenoptera, Apidae. The coding region runs from base 1 to 1197 and encodes 398 amino acids. Gene Ontology annotation, biological process: sensory perception of smell; detection of chemical stimulus involved in sensory perception of smell. Gene Ontology annotation, molecular function: olfactory receptor activity; odorant binding. The record is from RefSeq and is a predicted model, not a curated record. Gene Ontology annotation, cellular component: plasma membrane. The transcript is spliced from 5 exons.